GAGUUCCUCUCCCCAACCUCAGGGAAGAGUGCCUCUCCCCAACCUCAGGGAAGACUCCCUCUCCCCAACCUCAGGGAAGUGUACCUCUCCCCACCCUUAGGGAAGUGUUCCUCUCCCCAACCUCAGGGAAGUGUUCCUCUCCCCAACCUCAGGGAAGUGUUCCUCUCCCCAACCUCAGGGAAGUGUUCCUCUCCCCAACCUCAGGGAAUGUUUCGCUCUCCCCCCACCUCAGGGAGGUGUUCCUCUCCCCAACCUCAGGAAUGUUGUCCUCUCCCCAACUCAAGGGAAGUGUUUCCUUCUCCCCCAACUCCAGGGAAGUGUUUCCUCUCCCCAACCUCAGUGAGGUGUUCCCCUCUCCCCAACCUCAUGGCAUUGUUUCCUCUCCCCAACCUCCGGGAAGUGUUCCUCUCCCCAACGCAGGGAGGUUUCUCUCCCCCCAACCUCAGGAGUGUUCCUCUCCCCAACCUCAGGGAAGAGUCCCUCUCCCCAACCUCAGGGAAGAGUCCCUCUCCCCAACCUCAGGGAAGUGUUCCUCUCCCCAACCUCAGGGAAGUGUUCCUCUCCCCAACCUCAGGGAAGUGUUCCUCUCCCCAACCUCAGGGAGGUGUUCCUCUCCCCAACCUCAGGGAGGUGUUCCUCUCCCCAACCUCAGGGAAGAGUCCCUCUCCCCAACCUCAGGGAAGUGUUCCUCUCCCCAACCUCAGGGAAGAGUUCCUCUCCCCAACCUCAGGGAAGUGUUCCUCUCCUCAACCUCAAGGAAGUGUUGGGUAGUAGAGAUGUUUUUUUUAACCCAAAUGCAACUGUCUUAGUAGCAGCUUCGGAUCCAUAGUGACUGAAUCCAUGCUCCCUUUUCAAUAGUGAAACAGAGCAUGGAUUCAGAGUGUAUUCCAAGCUACUAUUGCAAUACACUCUCAGGAAAAAGGUGCAACCUAGAAGUAGAACCAUGAAGGGUCCUACGGAACCCUUUGAGAACCCCUUUUUUUCUCGCAGUAUACCUCCAGUAGAUAUUAACAGUUGUCUCUCUCUCCCUGCCAGCUCCCUCAGUAGAUGUUAGCGGUUGUCUCUCUCUCUCUCCCUGCCAGCUCCCUCAGUAGAUGUUAGCGGUUGUCUCUCUCUACCUGCCAGCUCCCUCAGUAGAUGUUAGCGGUUGUCUCUCUCUCUCUCCCUGCCAGCUCCCUCAGACUCCCCGUGGAUCAGCACGUCAGGAUCCUGCAAGAACAGAUGCUUUGAAUUGGACGAGGCUGAACCUCCCAACUGCCGCUGUGACAACUUAUGUAAAACUUAUAACAGCUGCUGCCAAGAUUUUGAUGAGCACUGCUUGAGAACAGGUAAGCCUGAAGCCUGCCUGCCUGUCUGUCUGGGUUGGUGGUCCCCUGCUCCCUUUCAUGUUCCCUCAACAAAUUCAACCCCUCUCUCAGUCCAAGUUGAACAUGUUCCAGAAUGUUCAGUAUGUUGUAUUGCAUCUAAUGUAGGGUUCAAAAUGAACACACACUUUACUACAUACUUAAUCACCAUCACCAUCUCUGUCAGUUUCUACCUCAUGUAUAUGACCUUAUGGUAACUUGACUCAUUGCUGAAUGGGACACCCUGAUGCAGUUUUAAUGGGUCGUUAUUAGCUAUGUAACAUCCUCUCUCAUUAAUUGAUUGAUUGAUUGAUUGAUUGUGUCCAGAGGGCGGUUUUGACUGCAGUAAGGAGCGCUGUGGUGAGAGCAGGAAUGACCAGCAUGCCUGUCACUGUUCUGAGGACUGUCUGGCCAAAGGAGACUGCUGCACCAACUACAAAGCACUCUGUAAAGGUUAGACCGUGAUACUAGAUGUCUCUCAAGCUGAUUCUGUGUGUGCUUUAGCCAACCCCUUCUGACUGUUGUUGUCAUAACACACAGUGGGGGAAAAAAAAGUAUUUAGUCAGCCACCAAUUGUGCAAGUUCUCCCACUUAAAAAGUUGAGAAAGGCCUGUAAUUUUCAUCAUAGGUACACGUCAACUAUGACAGACAAAAUGAGAAAAAAAAAUCCAGACAAUCACAUUGUAGGAUUUUUAAUGAAUUUAUUUGCAAAUUAUGGUGGAAAAUAAGUAUUUGGUCAAUAACAAAAGUUUCUCAAUACUUUGUUAUAUACCCUUUGUUGGCAAUGACACAGGUCAAAUGUUUUCUGUAAGUCUUCACAAGGUUUUCACACACUGUUGCUGGUAUGUUGGCCCAUUCCUCCAUGCAGAUCUCCUCUAGAGCAGUGAUGUUUUGGGGCUGUCGCUGGGCAACACAGACUUUCAACUCCCUCCAAAGAUUUUCUAUGGUGUUGAGACCUGGAGACUGGCUAGGCCACUCCAGGACAUUGAAAUGCUUCUUACGCGAAGCCACUCAUUCGUUGCCCGGGCGGUGUGUUUGGGAUCAUUGUCAUGCUGAAAGACCCAGCCACGUUUCAUCUUCAAUGCCCUUGCUGAUGGAAGGAGGUUUUCACUCAAAAUCUCACGAUACAUGGCCCCAUUCAUUCUUUCCUUUACACGGAUCAGUCGUCCUGAUUCCUUUGCAGAAAAACAGCCCCAAAGCAUGAUGUUUCCACCCCCAUGCUUCACAGUAGGUAUGGUGUUCUUUGGAUCCAACUCAGCAUUCUUUGUCCUCCAAACCCGACGAGUUGAGUUUUUACCAAAAAGUUAUAUUUUGGUUUCAUCUGACCAUAUGACAUUCUCCCAAUCCUCUUCUGGAUCAUCCAAAUGCACUCUAGCAAACUUCAGACGGGCCUGGACAUGUACUGGCUUAAGCAGGGGGACACGUCUGGCACUGCAGGAUUUGAGUCCCUGGCGGCGUAGUGUGUUACUGAUGGUAGUCUUUGUUACUUUGGUCCCAGCUCUCUGCAGGUCAUUCACUAGGUCCCCCCGUGUGGUUCUGGGAUUUUUGCUCACCGUUCUUGUGAUCAUUUUGACCCCACGGGGUGAGAUCUUGCGUGGAGCCCCAGAUCGAGGGAGAUUAUCAGUGGUCUUGUAUGUCUUCCAUUUCCUAAUAAUUGCUCCCACAGUUGAUUUCUUCAAACCAAGUUGCUUACCUAUUGCAGAUUCAGUCUUCCCAGCCUGGUGCAGGUCUACACUUUUGUUUCUGGUGUCCUUUGACAGCUCUUUGGUCUUGGCCAUAGUGGAGUUUGUAGUGUGACUGUUUGAGGUUGUGGACAGGUGUCUUUUUAUACUGAUAACAAGUUCAAACAGGUGCCAUUAAUACAGGUAACGAGUGGAGGACAGAGGAGCCUCUUAAAGAAGAAGUUACAGGUCUGUGAGAGCCAGAAAUCUUGCUUGUUUGUAGGUGACCAAAUACUUAUUUUCCACCAUAAUUUGCAAAUAAAUUCAUUAAAAAUCCUACAAUGUGAUUUUCUGGAUUUUCUUUCUCUCAAUUUGUCUGUCAUAGUUGACGUGUACCUAUGAUGAAAAUUACAGGCCUCUCUCAUAUUUUUAAGUGGGAGAACUUGCACAAUUGGUGGCUGACUAAAUACUUUUUUUCCCCACUGUACAUAUCUGGCUGUAUACUACACAGUGGUAGUGGAAGGUUUAUUGAACCCUCACAUUAACUCUAAAUUGGACCACUUUCUUUGGAAGGGGACACUACUUGGUUGCAGGAUGAGUGUGAAGACAUUAGAACCCAUGAAUGUCCUGCUGGGUAAGAUACCUUUUUUACCUUUCACAACUAUUUCACCGCGAUUCACAAAACGUGAGAACCUUGGAGAUAGUCUAAUGGACUUUUCUCCCCAGGUUUGUCCGUCCCCCUCUCAUCAUGGUGUCAGUGGAUGGUUUCAGAGCCUCCUACAUGAAGAGGGGAAGCACAGUGAUCCCCAACAUCGAGAAACUCAGUAAGACAUUCUGAAUCAUCCAUAACAGGGCUUGAAUACACAUUUGACUGGGUCUACUUACUGCAUUCAAAUUUGUGUCAAAAUUGUUUCCAUUGCAUCGUAUCUGUUUUGUGCCUUUUUACCUCUAGGAGCAUGUGGUACCCAUGCUCCUUACAUGAGACCGAUGUACCCCACUAAAACGUUCCCCAAUCUGUACACUCUUGCAACGGUAUGUACUGGUCAAUCAUCCUUUUUCUUGGCCCGUCUUCCUCGCUGAACUCAACUGAACAUUUUAGCUUCAAUUUUGCCGUUAUGUAAUGUAACAUCCACCCCAGAAGGGUUAACGCCUCAGCUCUGACCUUCUGUAGGGCCUGUACCCUGAGUCCCAUGGCAUAGUUGGCAACUCCAUGCAUGACCCCGUGUUUGAUGCCAACUUUAACCUGCGGGGUCGAGAGAAGCUGAAUCAUCGUUGGUGGGGAGGUCAGCCGGUGAGUCCUACUCUCUCUGUUCUGUUCUGUGGUUGAGACAUACAGUGCCUUCAGAAAGUAUUCACACCCCUUGACUUGUUACACAUUUUGUUGUGUUACAGCCUGAAUUUAAAAUGGAUUCAAUUGAGAUUUUGUGUCACUGACCUACACACAAUACCCCAUAAUGUCAAAGUGGAAUUAUGUUUUUAGAAAUGUUUACAAAUUAAUAAAAAAUGAAAAGCUGUCAAUAAGUAAUCAAAUAUUCAACUAAACUAAAUAAGUUCAGGAGUAAAAAUGUGCUUAACAAGUCACAUAAUAAGUUGCAUGGACUUACUCUUUGUGCAAUAAUAAUGUUUAACAUGAUUUUUGAAUGACUCCCUCAUCUCUGUAACCCACACAUACAAUUAUCUGUAAGGUCCCUCAGUCGAGCAGUGACUUUUAAACACAGAUUCAACCACAAAGACCAGGGAGGUUUUCCAAUGCCUCACAAAGAAGGGCACCUAUUGGUAGAUGGGUAAAAAAAAAAAAAUAAGCAAACAGACAUUAAAUAUCCCUUUGAGCAUGGUGAAGUUAUUAAUUACACUUUGGAUGGUGUAUCAACACACCCAGUCACCACAAAGAUACAGGCGUCCUUCCCAACUCAGUUGCCGGAGCGGAAGGAAACCGCUCAGGGAUUUCACCAUGAGGCCAAUGGUGACUUUAAAACAGUUAGAGAGUUUAAUGGCUGUGAUAGGAGAAAACUGAGGACGGCUCAACAACAUUGUAGUUACUCCACAAAACUAACCUAAAUAACAGAGUGAAAAGAAGGAAGCCUGUACAUAAUAAAAAAUAUUCCAAAACAUGUAUCCUGUUUGCAAUGAGGCACUAAAGUAAAACUGCAAAACAUGUGGUAAAGAAAUGAACUUCAUAUCCUGAAUACAAAGCUUUAUGUUUGGGGCAAAUUCAGUACAAAACAUUACUGAGUACCAAUCUCCAUAUGUUCAAGCAUGGUGGUGGCUGCAUCAUGUUAUGGGUGUGCUUGUCAUCGGCAAGGACUAGGGAGUUAUUUAGGAUCAAAUAAACAGAAUACAGCUAAGCACAGGCAAAAAUCCUAGAGGAAAACAUGGUUCAGUCUGCUUUCUAACAGACACUGGGUGUCAAAUUCACCUUUCAGCAGGACAAUAACCUAAAACACAAGGCAAAAUAUACACUGGAGUUGCUCACCAAGAUGACAUUGAAUGUUCCUGAGUGGCCUAGUUACCGUUUCGACUUAAAUCGGCUUGAAAAUCUAUGGCAAGACUUGACAAGAAAAUGGCUGUCUAGCAAUGAUCAACAACCAACUUGACAGAGCUUGAAGUAUAAAAAAAAAAAAAAAAAAGUGCAAAUAUUGUACAAUCCAGGUGUGCAAAGCUCUUAGAGACUUACCCAGAAAGAAACACAGCUGUAAUCGCUGCCUAACAUGUAUUGACUCAGGGGUAUGAAUACUUUCUGUAUUUCAUUUUCAAUACAUUUGAUAAAAUGUCUAAAAACAUGUUUUCACUUUGUCAUUAUGGGAUAUUGUGUGUAGAUUGAUUACCAAAAAAAAAAAAAGAAUUCAGGCUAUAACACAACAAAAUGUGGAAUAAGUCAAGGGGUAUGAAUACCUUCUAAAGGCAAUGUAAGUCACUCUAGAUGCCCUCCCAUUCUAGAAGCCCUCCCUCCCAUACUAGAAGCCCUCCCUCCCAUUCUAGAAGCCCUCCCUCCCAUUCUAGAAGCCCUCCCUCCCAUUCUAGAAGCCCUCCCUCCCAUUCUAGAAGCCCUCCCUCCCAUACUAGAAGCCCUCCCUCCCAUUCUAGAAGCCCUCCCUCCCAUUCUAGAAGCCCUCCCUCCCAUUCUAGAAGCCCUCCCUCCCAUUCUAGAAGCCCUCCCUCCCAUUCUAGAAGCCCUCCCUCCCAUUCUAGAAGCCCUCCCUCCCAUUCUAGAAGCCCUCCCUCCCAUUCUAGAAGCCCUCCCUCCCAUUCUAGAAGCCCUCCCUCCCAUUCUAGAAGCCCUCCCUCCCAUACUAGAAGCCCUCCCUCCCAUUCUAGAAGCCCUCCCUCCCAUUCUAGAAGCCCUCCCUCCCCAUUCUAGAAGCCCUCCCUCCCAUUCUAGAAGCCCUCCCUCCCAUUCUAGAAGCCCUCCCUCCCAUUCUAGAAGCCCUCCCUCCCAUACUAGAAGCCCUCCCUCCCAUACUAGAAGCCCUCCCUCCCAUUCUAGAAGUAGAAGCCCUCCCUCCCAUUCUAGAAGCCCUCCCUCCCAUUCUAGAAGCCCUCCCUCCCAUUCUAGAAGCCCUCCCUCCCAUUCUAGAAGCCCUCCCUCCCAUUCUAGAAGGCCGCCCUCCCAUUCUAGAAGGCCUCCCUCCCAUUCUAGAAGGCCUCCCUCCCAUUCUAGAAGGCCUCCCUCCCAUUCUAGAAGGCCUCCCUCCCAUUCUAGAAGGCCUCCCUCCCAUUCUAGAAGGCCUGCAUCUGUGUUCUAUUUGCACAGUAAUGGCCUUACAGCUGGCCAGGUUUGUCUCUCUCUCUCUCCUUUCAUAUGAGACUGUUUAACUUGGCUUUGAGCAUGAAUGUUAUAAAACUAGUGAGUAGUGUUUCAAUUUAAUAACUGUCCAUUUCAAGUUGAGACAUUGGUUUGAAAAUGGUGUCAGCCUUGCAAGUGUAAUGUAGUGGUUUAAGGUCACAAAUGCUUUUGAAGGACCUUUGUUGACGAAAAACGAACACAUUUUCCCAAAAAGUGUUAUAUGCCAUUACACUACAAAUUAUAUUGUCUUAUAUCACAGUUUAAUAAUAAUUUACAGUGGUUAUAUUCACUUUUAUUCUUGUUCUAGAUCUGGAUUACAGCAGUGAAGCAGGGGGUGAAGGCUGGCACUUUCUUCUGGCCUGUGUAAGUCUCUCUCUCUCGCUCUCUCCCUCAAUUCAAUUCAAUUCAAGGGGCUUUAUUGGCAUGGGAAACAUAUGUUUAUAUUGCCAAAGCAAGUGAAAUGGAUAAAGAAAAGUGAAAUAGACAAUAAAAAUUGAACAGUAAAUAUUACACUCACACAAGUUCCAAAAUAAUAAAUACAUUUAAAAUUUCAUAUUAUGUCUAUAUACAGUGUUGUAACAAUGUGCAAAAGAGUUCAAGUAAAAUAAAUAAACAUAAAUAUGGGUUCUAUUUACAAUGGUGUUUGUUCUUCACUGGUUGCCCUUUUCUUGUGGCAUCAGGUCACAAAUCUUGUUGCUGUGAUUGCACACUGUGGUAUUUCACCCAGUAGAAAUGGGAGUUUAUCAAAAUUGGAUUUGUUUUCAAAUUAUUUGUGGGUCUGUCUAAUCUGAGGGAAAUAUGUGUCUCUUAAUAUGGUCAUACAUUUGGCAGAGGGUUAGGAAGUGCAGCUCAGUUUUCCACCUCAGUUUGUGGGCAGUGUGGCACAUAGCCUGGUCUUCUCUUGAGAGGCCAGGUACUUGCCUACGGCGGCCUUUCUCAAUAAGCAAGGCUAUGCCUCACUGAGUGCCUGUAACAUAGUCAAGCUUUUCCUUAAUUUGGGUCAGUCCACAGUGGUUCAGGUAGUCUGCCACUGUGUGUACUCUCUGUUUAGGGCCUAAUAGCAUUCUAGUUUGCUUAGUGUUGUUUUGUUAAUUAGUUUCCAAUUUCCAAUCUCUCUCUCUCGCUCUCUCCUCCAUCUCAUCAUGCCCUCUCUCCAUCACUCUCCUCCUCUGCUCUCUCUGGUUACUCUCAACCCACCCUCUCUCUCGCUCAUACUCCAUACACACCCCCCCCUCCCUCCAACCCCCCCCUCUCUCUCUCUGUCUACCUCUCUCUCUCUCCCCUUCUCUCUCUCUCUAAACCACAUCUGAAAAAUGUCUGUUCAAGGCCAUUUGUAUCAUAUUCCCCCCUUCUCAAUGCAAAGAUAAUAUGUCCCACGUGCUUUAUCACCUCACAGCUCAUAGCCUGUCAAUAUUCUCCUCAGAACUCUGAAGUAGUGCUGAGUGAUUAACUGACAUUUCGUAAAUUUUUUAGGUUAUUAAACAACUAAUUGAUCAACGUCGGUACAAUUUCUUAUAUUCCAUUUAGUUUAGUUUUUUUUGCGAGCCCAACACACCGUUUCUCUAGAGCUCCAGAGUGGCGCAGCGGUCUAAGGCACUGCAUCUCAGCGGUCUAAGGCACUGCAUCUCAGCGGUCUAAGGCACUGCAUCUCAGUGGUCUAAGGCGCUGCAUCUCAGCGGUCUAAGGCGCUGCAUCUCAGCGGUCUAAGGCGCUGCAUCUCAGCGGUCUAAGGUGCUGCAUCUCAGUGGUCUAAGGCGCUGCAUCUCAGCGGUCUAAGGCGCUGCAUCUCAGCGGUCUAAGGCACUGCAUCUCAGCGGUCUAAGGCACUGCAUCUCAGUGUUCUAAGGCACUGCAUCUCAGUGGUCUAAGGCACUGCAUCUCAGUGGUCUAAGGCACUGCAUCUCAGUGGUCUAAGGCACUGCAUCUCAGCGGUCUAAGGCACUGCAUCUCAGCGGUCUAAGGCGCUGCAUCUCAGUGGUCUAAGGCGCUGCAUCUCAGUGGUCUAAGGCGCUGCAUCUCAGCGGUCUAAGGCACUGCAUCUCAGCGGUCUAAGGCACUGCAUCUCAGCGGUCUAAGGCGCUGCAUCUCAGCGGUCUAAGGCGCUGCAUCUCAGUGGUCUAAGGCGCUGUAUCUCAGUGGUCUAAGGCACUGCAUCUCAGCGGUCUAAGGCACUGCGUCUCAGCGGUCUAAGGCACUGCGUCUCAGCGGUCUAAGGCACUGCAUCUCAGUGGUCUUAAGGCACUGCAUCUCAGCGGUCUAAGGCACUGCAUCUCAGCGGUCUAAGGCACUGCAUCUCAGUACAGACCCGCUGUAUCACAACCGGCCGUGAUUGGGAGUCCCACAGGGCGGCGCACAAUUGGCCAAGCGUCGUCCGGGUUUGGCCGGUGUAGGCCGUCAUUGUAAAUAAGAAUUUGUUCUUAACUGACUUGCCUAGUUAAAUAAAGGUUAAAUCAAAAAUCAAAAAAAUAAAUAAAUCAAAAUCAUUCAUGGGAGAAAUCAAGUCAAGAGCUAUGUGGGACGCUGGGUAGAAGGGAGUUGUAGUUUUCAUUGAGCAAAUAUUCAACCUAGUUCAGCGCAGAAACGUGGUAAUUAACUACAUUGACCAUAAUCCAUUGCGCCUGUUUUUUCCCGGGGUCAGGCAGAGAUGGAUACACUUUUACCCCUGCUACAUUAGGUAAGAUACCCACAGACCGCAUGAGAGAGGAAUGUACACAGCACAAAGAGAACAAGCGGGAUAGAGAUAACAUUAGAUGGUCUGUCUGUUUGGCCGCUACUGCCUGAGCAGAGAUGAGAUGAUGACUUUAAGGAAUGUAAAAUACUAAGUAAUAUACGAAUAUUGUAUUUUUUCAUAGUAAUUUCCUUUUUUUUUUAUUGACGUCUACCCAAUGUGGACCUGACAGAAACAAUUUGAAUAUUUCAAAGUUUUGGCAAUUGAAUGUUUACCAUUUUUGGCUUGGGAAUUUCCAUUAAAAAGCAAAAAAAUAAUUGUAAUGUCAUUAUUUCAUAAUGCAUUUUCUUAUAUAUUUAUUUGUAUCGAAAACGAAAUCGUAGAAUAUAUAUAUUUUUUUUAUCAAACCGGAAUCGACCUAGAAAAGCACUAGUCGCUCAGCACCACUCUCAAGACAAAACAACAACAGAAACUGCUGCUAUUAUAUUGUCAUAACACCGUGGUGGAUUUCAGGUGGCUGGAAACUAUAUGGGCAUGUUCAUGUUUAGUUGUACUCUGGCUAACCCAACGCAUGCAGGCAGCUAAAAAAACAACAAUGCCUCACACAUUCAUAAAGACACAGAGGCCUUUGAGACAGACUUCAGUUCGGAGGCAUAGAGCCCUAACUGUUUUGCUUAGCAAUUUACUCACAUUGGCCUAUUAACAUAAAGUGGGGUGCCUGCCUGUGAACUUGGCCAGCUGGGGGACUCCUUCAAAACAUAGCAGUACCAAAGUGCAUUUCAAGGUGCACUUCCUGUGGUAGGCCCAGGGCACAGAGGAGGAGGAGGAGGAGGAGGAGGAGGAGGAGGAGGAGGAGGAGGGGGGGGGGUUGUUAACUUUACAGUACAGUAUAAGACUGUAUUAUUUAACCAUUGAGGUCUGGAGGAGAGGAGGUGACGGGGAGUUGUGAUUGUAGCUUUGUGGAGGUCUCUGUUAAGACCAACUCCAGGGAGGUCUUAACCAACACCAGAGGGGUCGAGAAGAAGAGAAGUUAGUGGGAUAAGGUCUACCUCCUUCCAUACCCCCAGGCACCCCCCAGCUCCCCCACAAGCCCCAGUUAGAGAGGCAAACCACGGGGUUGAUGGUUGGCAGCUGUGCCUGGUGGGCUGGAGGAUGGAGAUCUGUAGGUGGCCCACCGCUCUACAGGACAAGAACAGGAGGGGAGGCUUUGCGGUUCAAAGGCUUACAGGGGGGAAGGAGAGUGUUGUAUCCUCCCGACUUUAUAGGCCGAUUAUAAUGUAUUUAAUGGUUCUAAUCUGGCAGCUUUCCUGGAUGCAAACAGAGAGGAUCAAAUGAGGUGUUGUAAUACACAGUAAAGCAUUGAUACGCAGCACCCCAGACACAGUAAAUCAUUGAUACGCAGCACCCCAGACACAGUAAAGCAUUGAUACACAGCACCCCAGACACAGUAAAGCAUUGAUACGCAGCACCCCAGACACAGUAAAUCAUUGAUACACAGCACCCCAGACACAGUAAAUCAUUGAUACACAGCACCCCAGACACAGUAAUGCAUUGAUACGCAGCACCCCAGACACAGUAAAGCAUUGAUACGCAGCAUCCCAGACACAGUAAAUCAUUGAUACGCAGCACCCCAGACACAGUAAAUCAUUGAUACACAGCACCCCAGACACAGUAAAUCAUUGAUACACAGCACCCCAGACACAGUAAAUCAUUGAUACACAGCACCCCAGACACAGUAAAUCAUUGAUACGCAGCACCCCAGACACAGUAAAGCAUUGAUACACAGCACCCCAGACACAGUAAAGCAUUGAUACACAGCACCCCAGACACAGUAAAGCAUUGAUACACAGCACCCCAGACACAGUAAAUCAUUGAUACACAGCACCCCAGACACAGUAAAUCAUUGAUACACAGCACCCCAGACACAGUAAAUCAUUGAUACACAGCACCCCAGACACAGUAAAUCAUUGAUACACAGCACCCCAGACACAGUAAAGCAUUGAUACACAGCACCCCAGACACAGUAAAGCAUUGAUACGCAGCACCCCAGACACAGUAAUGCAUUGAUACGCAGCACCCCAGACACAGUAAUGCAUUGAUACGCAGCACCCCAGACACAGUAAUGCAUUGAUACGCAGCACCCCAGACACAGUAAAGCAUUGAUACGCAGCACCCCAGACACAGUAAAGCAUUGAUACACAGCACCCCAGACACAGUAAAUCAUUGAUACGCAGCACCCCAGACACAGUAAUGCAUUGAUACGCAGCACCCCAGACACAGUAAAGCAUUGAUACACAGCACCCCAGACACAGUAAAGCAUUGAUACACAGCACCCCAGACACAGUAAAUCAUUGAUACACAGCACCCCAGACACAGUAAAUCAUUGAUACACAGCACCCCAGACACAGUAAAUCAUUGAUACACAGCACCCCAGACACAGUAAUGCAUUGAUACGCAGCACCCCAUACACAGUAAAGCAUUGAUACACAGCACCCCAGACACAGUAAAGCAUUGAUACACAGCACCCCAGACACAGUAAUGCAUUGAUACGCAGCACCCCAGACACAGUAAUGCAUUGAUACGCAGCACCCCAGACACAGUAAUGCAUUGAUACGCAGCACCCCAGACACAGUAAAGCAUUGAUACACAGCACCCCAGACACAGUAAAUCAUUGAUACACGGCACCCCAGACACAGUAAAGCAUUGAUACACAGCACCCCAGACACAGUAAAGCAUUGAUACACAGCACCCCAGACACAGUAAAUCAUUGAUACACAGCACCCCAGACACAGUAAAUCAUUGAUACACAGCACUCCAGACACAGUAAAUCAUUGAUACACAGCACCCCAGACACAGUAAAUCAUUGAUACACAGCACCCCAGAAAACAGUAAAUCAUUGAUACACAGCAUCCCAGACACAGUAAAUCAUUGAUACACAGCACCCCAGACACAGUAAAUCAUUGAUACACAGCACUCCAGACACAGUAAAUCAUUGAUACACAGCACCCCAGACACAGUAAAUCAUUGAUACACAGCACCCCAGAAAACAGUCAAUCAUUGAUACACAGCAUCCCAGACACAGUAAAUCAUUGAUACACAGCACCCCAGAAAACAGUCAAUCAUUGAUACACAGCACCCCAGACACAGUAAAGCAUUGAUACACAGCACCCCAGAAAACAGUAAAUCAUUGAUACACAGCAUCCCAGACACAGUACAUCAUUGAUACACAGCACCCCAGAAAACAGUAAAUCAUUGAUACACAGCACCCCAGACACAGUAAAUCAUUGAUACGCAGCACCCCAGACACAGUAAAUCAUUGAUACACAGCACCCCAGACACAGUAAAUCAUUGAUACACAGCACCCCAGACACAGUAAAUCAUUGAUACACAGCACCCCAGACACAGUAAAUCAUUGAUACACAGCACCCCAGAAAACAGUAAAUCAUUGAUACACAGCACCCCAGAAAACAGUAAAUCAUUGAUACACAGCACCCCAGACACAGUAAAUCAUUGAUACACAGCACCCCAGACAUUGUUAGUGAAUUACAUUUUGUCCUCCACAUAAUGACCUCAGCUGAUGUGUCUUCCCAGUUCCAUCCAGUUGGAGAGGAGAGUCCUGACCAUGCUGCAAUGGCUUCACCUGCCAGACGGAGAGAGGUAAAUCAGCUUAUUUGAUUCUCUUCUUUAGGCUGUUGCCAUCUGCAGUGAUAUAUCAGCAGUAAAUCCCAUUCUUUACAUGAAUGCAAUAUAUCCGUUCUAUGCUUAGCAAUCUCCAUCUGACUUUGUAAGUAAGUAAGUAAGUUGUGACUUUGCUCCCAUAUCCUAGCCCUGUGUUGAGACCUGGGGGCAGUCUAGUACACAAGGCCAAUCUAAGCUUCCCUUCCACCUGUUUUGUUUCAGGCCAUAUGUGUAUGCCAUGCACUCUGAACAGCCGGAUACGUUUGGCCACAAGCUGGGGCCCAUGAGCACUGAGGUGAGCUGGGGCUGGGUCUGGGUCUGGGUCUGAGGCUGGGGCUGAGGCUGAGACUGGGUCUGGGGGAGAGACGGUUGUGGUUGUGGUCCAGACUACCGGGACCUGAGCAUGUGUUAAGCAGCGCUCACUACAGCAGGACUCACUACAGCAGCGCUCACUACAGCAGCGCUCACUACAGCAGCGCUCACUACAGCAGCGCUCACUACAGCAGCGCUCACUACAGCAGCGCUCACUACAGCAGGACUCACUACAGCAGGACUCACUACAGCAGGGCUCACUACAGCAGCACUCACUACAGCAGCGCUCACUACAGCGGCGCUCACUACAGCAGCACUCACUACAGCAGGACUCACUACAGCAGCGCUCACUACAGCAGCGCUCACUACAGCAGGACUCACUACAUCAGCGCUCACUACAUCAGCGCUCACUACAUCAGCGCUCACUACAUCAGCGCUCACUACAUCAGCGCUCACUACAGCAGCGCUCACUACAGAUGUAGGUAGUUACAUACAGAACACUGUAGCACAAACACUGUCAUUCUGUUUCACCUGUCCAGCCCUAGGACAGCCCCAAACUAACCCAGGCAUGUACAUGCAUGACCAGUACAGGGUGGAAUUGAUGAACCAUUUUCUAGAGAUUGUGAUUGUGUUCUGUUAUUUUGAUGAUCCGUACAGGGAUCAAUACUCUUACGAUAUUCCCUGAUCAUUGUGAUUGCUAUGUGAAUAUUGAUCAGUGUAUAUUCUGUGCUGCAGCUGAACAACCCUCUGAAGGAGAUUGAUAAGAUCAUUGGUCAGCUGAUGGACGGCCUGAAACAGAUGAAACUCCACCGAUGUGUCAACAUCAUCAUGGUGGGAGAUCAC
Molecule: messenger RNA, 14289 nt
Organism: Coregonus sp. 'balchen'
Lineage: Eukaryota; Metazoa; Chordata; Actinopteri; Salmoniformes; Salmonidae
Source: the annotation of a GenBank genome assembly